This is a messenger RNA of Rhizoctonia solani, 3489 nucleotides long. RefSeq names its product Zf-RanBP domain-containing protein. Bases 1 to 3489 code for a protein of 1162 amino acids. The record is from RefSeq and is a predicted model, not a curated record. The transcript is spliced from 4 exons. NCBI's taxonomy places the organism in Eukaryota, Fungi, Basidiomycota, Agaricomycetes, Cantharellales, Ceratobasidiaceae.
AUGGCGACGCGACGUGAGAAUGGGAUGGGUAGCAUGCUGAGGCGGAAGCAGCGUAGCGAGCAUUCGUCACCUUACAAGCGCCGACACGCAGCACCUACGAACAACAAACUCCAGUCGUCGUCAUCGCUCUCCUCUUUUCUUUCUUUUAUCUCCGGUGCAUUCCGACGUAAGCCUGAGAGGGUAGAGCCUGAGAGCGAGCAGAGCGAGGAUGGGGAUACGACUGGCACUGACCUCGAUGAGCAGCCAGAGUCCGAUCCGGAGCUUGGUCCGAGGUAUGGGAGGAGAAUAGAGCGGGACAAUAAGGCCGCGGAUUCACUUUCGCGCUUGGGCCAAACACUCCAACAAUCGGCACCAAAACCAAAAGUGCUCCCACCAUCGUCGAUUCUUCCGUCAGCAGACUCUGGCAUCAAGACAUCUGCUUCUACAUCUCAUAUCGCACCUCCAACGCGACCCCGUCGUGCUGCUCAGCCAUCCUUUGCAACUGUCUCUCGAACCCCGGCCAAACGCCCUGAACGCCCGAUCUUCCCGGGUGGAAUCAAGUCCUUUGGAGGCUUGUCCCCUACCGCCGAACCCAGCUCCCCACCGUUCACAUCCAACAAUCCUCUCGAAAACUCCUUUGCCGCUAACCGCCCACCCACCUCUAAAUUUACCUUUGUCGCCAAGCCUCCCUCGGAAACCGCCAAAACCAGCUCGGAGAUUCUCGCUGAUUUUUUCGCCUCCAAGGGCAAGGCCCCUCUCACUGCCGCCGAGCGGAAACAUGUGGCCCAGCUUAUCGCCGCGUCAGAUGCCGAGUCGUCCAAGUCCCAAUCACCGGAUGCGGAUCCAUACAAUGGUGUACCGUCGUUUUCGUUCCUCAAGGCGACAUUCCCUGCUCCCGAACGGGACAGCACAUCUCCCUCGAGUUCACUCCAGGCUUCCGAAUCCGCACCCUCGAUUGGAUCCAGCGUUGCCCCUCGCAAGCGCCGACCAAUCAACUACGGUGGUGUAUCUAAACGUUCGGCUGCGAUUACCAAAGCUGGCUUUACCUUGCGUGAACACCAAAAGCUCUUGGAGAAGCAAAAGGCCACACAGGAGAACGUGGCCCCAGACCUGAGCAGUGUGGGUGAUAAACGAGGUGUGCGGGAUGCAGAAGAAGAUGGGGGUGGAAAGAGGAGGCGAACCAAUGACGGCCAGAGUGCCGCCGCUGAGGAACCAGCUGCUAAAACCGGAGUGACCAAGCUGCUAAACUUGAACGCUCAGCCCAGCAUGCCUUCUCCCCUUCGGCAAAUGACUAAACUUAACUCGCCCUCUCCGCCUCGAACCGCGCCUCGUGCGCAAGCUCCUUCUCCUGCGUCCCCUCUUUCCCGAAACAUUACUGAGGAGGUAGCCACCCCCAAGGCUACCGCUGUGUCAGCCUCGAUCGCUUCACCCUCCAAGCCGGCUUCGUCCCAGACCACGGCCAAACCCAAAGCUCGAAAGAGCCUCGUGGCUGACGUCAUGCGUGACAUGCUUGCUGAGGAUAAGGCUCGCGAGAAACAAGAAAAGCCUGUUGACACGACUGUGUUUGCGAAUCCGUAUGAAGAUAAUAGUGUGCUGCCUGCUGUCACGGCACCCAAAGUUCGGAAGCCCAGACGGACAAGUGCAAGGCCCGCGGCAAGGAGCAGUGCUUCUGUUGCCAAGCAGGAAAGCAAGCCUAAAUCCUUGAUUGAAAAGAUUGAACAGACGGAUGUGCGCCCGAGCGCAAAGAAAACGAAAACUGAUGUUGAUGCUUCCACCCCUGGUCCCAAGUUCACAGUUACUGCAGCUACACCCAAGGAUACAACUCCAAAGGCGCGUCGUCCUGCACCCGUGGUCGAAGAGCCCUCAGUGCCUACCGAAUCGAGCGAGAUCGAGGUUAUCGAUAUGGACGAGGAGCUCAAGCACAAGUCCGGUUCGAAUGGCCGCCCAGCGCUCUCUGUCGAUGUGGCCAACAACAACGGCAGCAACGGCAGCGGAAACAAGGCAAACGGAAUGCUCGGACUUCCUCACAGGCAACGACCUUCGUUCUCAUUGCAUUCUCCUGCCCGACCAAGCCCACUGCGCGAGAUGAGUGUGCCUAUCGAGGACGAGGAGGAUGAAAUUGUGGAGAUCCCAGGCCCAACGAAUGCUCCGUUCACUAACGGAUUCCAUACUUCGGCCAAUGUGUUCCCCAGCACUACUCCCUUCUCCAAUGGAUUUCCGACCAAUACUUCUUCGAACAUCUUCUCUGCUCCUGUCCCCCCAUCUGCUCCUACCAUCACCCCCGCCCAGCUGCCCAACAAGACUCAGGCACCAAAGAUCGAUGCUCCUCUAUUUGGCCCCAGCAAACCAUUGGCAAAGCCGGAUACCCCCCUAUUCUCUACAGCACCCAAGCCCGCAGAAUCCAAACUCCCGGAGCCCAAAUCUCAUGGGUCUUCCUUGUUUGCCGCCCCCAAGCCAACUGAGAACAAGACCGAGGUCCUUUCGUUUUUCAAGCCGUCGAAGCCUGUCGAGACUAAACCUGCACCUGUGGCCGAGACAAAGCCCGCUCCUGCUUUUGCUCCUGCUCGUGCACCGGUAGCCGAGGUCAAGCCUACCCCGGCCCCAGUUCUAGAGACGAAGCCCACUCCCGCUCCCAAAGCUACUCCCUCCAAACCUCUGUCCGAAACUGAACUCAAGGCAUCCGCGCAAACCGUACCCGUAUCUGAGCUCCCCGUAUUCACAUUCACAGCCCCCAUCGCUACCUCGACCCCAAAGACGACAGAAGCCCGCACCGCGGCCAACUUGCCCAUUUCGAAGCUUCCCGUCUUCACGUUUGGUUCGUUGGCACCUGCCCCAGCCACCAAGACUGCGUCGUUCAACUGGGGCGCGGCCGGAGUCAAGGCCCCCUCGGCGUCAUCUGGUGCUUCGUGGGCUUGUGAUGUGUGUAUGUUGAGCAACCCUGCGAGUGCGACCGAAAAGUGCACAGUAUGUGAUGCGAAGAAACCUGGUGCUUCCGCUGCUCCUGCUCUUGCCCCUGUUUCCGCUCCUUCGGCCCUUGCUCCGGCUGCAAAGACUGCGUCGUUUGAUUGGGGUGCAGCUGGGAUGAAGGCGCCUACUACCCCUGCUACUGGUUCCUGGACAUGCGCGACCUGCUCUCUGUCCAACCCUGCGAGCGCAACCGACAAGUGCACGGUUUGCGACGCAAAGAAGCCUGGUGCGGCACCUGCUACCAAGGCCGCCUCCUUUGAUUGGGGUGCGGCUGGAAUGAAGACUCAGGCUACAUCGACUGCAGGACAAUGGACUUGCUCGACAUGCUCGUUAUCCAACCCUGCUACUGCCACUGAAAAGUGCACAGUCUGCGACGCCAAGAAGCCUGGUGCUGCACCACCGACCAAGACAGCGUCGUUUAACUGGGGCGCCGCGGGGAUGAAAUUGCCUACAGCAUCCGGAGCAUGGACGUGUUCCACCUGUGGACUAUCAAACUCGGACGCAUCCGCGACCAAGUGUUCCAUCUGUGAUGCGAGUCGAUAA